Physcomitrium patens is the source of this 1453-nucleotide messenger RNA. RefSeq names its product putative cytokinin riboside 5'-monophosphate phosphoribohydrolase LOGL10. Lineage: Eukaryota; Viridiplantae; Streptophyta; Bryopsida; Funariales; Funariaceae. Gene Ontology annotation, biological process: cytokinin biosynthetic process. The record is from RefSeq and is a predicted model, not a curated record. Gene Ontology annotation, cellular component: cytosol; nucleus. Gene Ontology annotation, molecular function: hydrolase activity, hydrolyzing N-glycosyl compounds.
AAUCACGAGGGAGACCUCAGUCACUCUAUCUAUCUCUCUCUUGCGCUCUCACCCAGCUGAUCAUUCGGAUCGCCAAAAGGCGGCCGGCAACGUUGUCUGCAGCUCCUGGAGACCUGGUACAAGAUUCCAUUCGCAUGGGCGGACACCGCGGGGUUUACAAGUCGAGGUGUGUUGGUUCUCGUCGAGUGUUGGCGGAGUUCAUUCCCUGUACCGUGGGAUCCUGGGAAUACGAUUGCACUUUUAAUUUUUUUCGGCUUAGCUGCUUGGUUUGCGUGAGGAUAUUUCUCCCCAGUGUAUAUAAGUGGAGUAGCAGGAGGUGGGACGAGAACGAGGGAGUCGGAUGCUCGAUGGGGAAGCAAGAGGUGCUGCCGAAGUCCGAGGAAACGUGUCUUCUCAGCCCCAGCUUGUAUGUUGACGGAGCUAGGUCCGAGGUAAAGCAACAGCAGGGUGACAUAGCCAAGCGUAGCUUCAGGAGGAUUUGUGUCUUCUGCGGGAGUAGUCGUGGCAAGAAGGACAUUUUCAGCGACGUCGCGUUCAAACUUGGCCGAGAAUUGGUCAGCAGGAAAAUAGAUCUCGUGUACGGUGGGGGAGGCAAUGGAUUGAUGGGCCAAGUGGCGCAGUCUGUGCAUGACGGAGGCGGUCACGUUAUAGGUGUGAUACCCAAGGCGUUGAUUGGCCAAGAGCUUACGGGUCAAACAGUGGGGAGGUUGGUCGCAGUAAGGAACAUGCAUCAACGGAAGGCUGAAAUGGCUCGACAAGCUGAUGCCUUCAUUGCUCUUCCAGGCGGUUACGGUACACUGGAGGGGCUGCUUGAGGUCAUCACUUGGUCCCAACUCGGCAUUCAUGAGAAGCCUGUGGGUCUACUCAACGUCGAUGGUUACUACAACCCACUUUUGACACUCUUCGACAAUGCUCUGGAGGAGGGAUUCCUAAAGCUUUCAGCUCGGAGCAUUGUAGUUUCAGCACGAACUCCAAGUGAACUGCUAGACAAACUGGAGGCAUAUACACCAACCCACGAUCGAAGCACCCCCAAGCUUUGCUGGGAGGAUACCGAGAGCCUUGUCUACCCAUCUGCUGUUUCUGGCACAGAUCAACGGUGUUGAUAAUGUGGGUGCAUCAGAACCUCAAAUUUUGAAGGCGAAAAUCUUACUGGAUUUUUUUUAACAAGAAACUUCCAAAGUGAUGAGCAGUGUGGGCUUUGAUCCGGCCUCGACAUGUGCACAUGAAGACGGUGUAGAAAAUGCUUGCACCAUGCCUAGUGGCUGUUUUUCACCACCUCUCAGAGCUGAUUGGGUCCACCAGAUUACCCUGAUUUCGAUAGAAGCUGCGGUGGACAUGUCGUAGCAUCCUGACUGUAUGCUACUGAAUAACUGUAAAAAUCUACCGACUUGAUGUCUCUUGAAAGCAUAUCUUUGCCAGUUUCUACUGUUUUUUGAAGUUGGCUUAAACUCUA